Molecule: messenger RNA, 923 nt
Organism: Drosophila willistoni
Lineage: Eukaryota; Metazoa; Arthropoda; Insecta; Diptera; Drosophilidae
Exons: 4
Coding region: 56-748 (230 amino acids)
Source: RefSeq, a predicted model, not a curated record
UAAUAAUUUUGUGGCCAAGUCCGCAUCCUCGACAUAUUCCAGCAAUAUUAACAUCAUGGCAGAUGGUCAACGUUUGGUCAAAGGCGUCAUUAACAUCAAGGAGCGUCAUUUAAAGGCGGAACCCAAAUUGCCGAACCUAGAAGAACGUGCCGCCAUGUCGAGUAACAAAAGCCUGUAUAAACUAUCGCAAAAAUUGGCAGAAAUCAGUGAAGAUGACAAUGAGAGUAAGAUAUAUUUCGACACCGAACCUGAAAAGAAACGCGAGAAACAUAAAUUAAAACUUAAUCAACUUUGUGCCAAUGUGGAGGAUAGUGACAGAAGUCCAGAUACUGAUGAACCCAAAAAGAAAUUCCUUCGAAAACGGAAAAGUCAUCGAUCAUUCAUUGGAGACGACUUAACUCAGGAAAAUGUCGGUGACUAUAUUAAGGAACAGGUCAGAUUGAUGACAUUGAAACGCUUGGCCGAAGAUGAUGAUUGGCACUGUGAAAGUUCCACAAAGAAAGAAAAUCCACAAAUAACCACAUCUCGCAAAAGAAUACAAAAAACCAGAAUUUCACCGCGUGCUAAGCUAACGAUGAGACGGUUUGUGAAUAGAGGUUCCGAUCCUAUAAGUGAAUCCGAAUUUUCUCUGCAGUCUUUAAAUUUAAGUUUAAAUGACUUUCCCGCCAAUAGAUCGAAAAUUUCAGUCACUGAACUUUUAAGCAAAAUUGUGCUUCACUUGGCAUCAGCCAAUGUAUACAAAUCUUGAUAUCAAGAUCUCAGCUUGUGAUGUAAGGCACUUACAGUUUACAAGGGUUUAAAAAUUGUCCGAAAUUUUAAACUUUUUGGCCAGUUGAACUAAAAGUUUACAUAGAGUGUACCUCUUAGAAGUUAUUCGAUUAUUGUCUUUUUCAAUAUGGUAUAAAUCUAAUUUUCUUAAUUUA